Molecule: messenger RNA, 660 nt
Organism: Paraphaeosphaeria sporulosa
Lineage: Eukaryota; Fungi; Ascomycota; Dothideomycetes; Pleosporales; Didymosphaeriaceae
Exons: 2
Coding region: 1-660 (219 amino acids)
Biological process (GO): mycotoxin biosynthetic process
Source: RefSeq, a predicted model, not a curated record
AUGGCCCUUGGUCUACGUCGAGGUGCAGCCGAUAGCGAGACAGUCAACGAUGCUUUACGGAGGUUAUCAACUCCUAGUCCCGUGUUCGACCAUGUGAACUUCCGGCUGCAGUCAACGAGUCUGAACGGAUCUGUGCUCCGGACACUAAACACACCUUGGAACUCUGGUCCAGAAGAUCAGGAAAAAGAAGCUUUGUGGAACGACCUCCAACACAUCCGGGCAAUUCCACUCACGGGAGAACAAGUCAAAAACAUGGGCAAAGACCCCGCCAAAUGCGCAAAGCUGGAGGACUCUGUCUUCCGCAAGGGGAAUGAUCUAUAUAUUGGCGGACUCGACAUCUUCCACCAAGCGCACUGCCUAAAUCGCCUUCGAAAAGCGGCUCUGGACGGCACAGCAAAUGUCGGAAGCGCAAGAGAACAUACUCUCCACUGUGUUGACAUGCUUAUGCAACACCUGCUAUGUACCGCAGACACAGGCUUCUACACCUACAACUGGUAUGCCGAUAUGAAGUGGCCACAGCCCGACUUUAGCGUGCAGCGGCAGUGCAAGGACUGGCGGCAACUGGUUGAAUAUCGCGAUGCGUACGCGGUAGAUCAGGGGUUGUUUGAGGCUUACGAAAAGCCGAGGGGCGUUUACGAGAAUCAGAGAGGCGAUAUUUGA